GCAUUUGAGGGUGGGAGGGAGAUACAGAGCGAGAGUGAGAGAUAUGGAAAGUAAUGAUGAUCAUCAUCUUCCACUAUUUGUGACGAAGUCAGCCAGGGCACGUAUCCCUUUCCAACUUUAUGCCCUUCCCAUCUUGGUGGGUAUAUGCUUCAUCUUUGAAUACAGAGUGAGCUACAUACCAGCCAAAGAAGCAGCCGGAAGAUGGCCUUGGAUCGGAUUGUUUCUCUCAGAGCUUUGGUUCUCUUUUUAUUGGUUUCUCACUACGGUUGUCCGAUGGAAUCCCAUCUAUCGUUAUACUUUCAAAGACAGGCUCUCUCUCAGACACGAAAAGGCUCUGCCGGGGAUAGACAUAUUCGUGUGUACCGCGGACCCCAUGAUAGAACCGCCAGCUAUGGUGAUUAACACCGUCCUCUCAGUCAUGGCUUAUGACUAUCCGCCUGAAAAGCUAAGCGUUUAUCUCUCAGACGACGGCGGUUCGGAUUUGACGUUUUACCCUUUGGUAGAGGCCUCACGUUUCUCUAAGAUUUGGCUUCCGUUUUGCAACAAGUUCAAAGUAGAACCGAGAUCGCCGGAGGCUUAUUUCCGCACAGCUGCUGAGCCGCUUGGAGAUUCUGCCAUGGCCAAAGAGUGGUCAUCCAUUAAGAAAUCAUAUGAAGACAUGAGGAAACGGAUUGAAACCACCACAAAGCUUGGUCGAGUUUCAGAAGAAAUACGAAAAGAACACAAGGGAUUCAGUGAGUGGAAUUCGGUUGCAAGCCGACAAGACCAUCAAGCCAUUCUUCAAAUACUUAUUAAUCGAAAAGACCCGAAGGCUGUGGACAUUGAAGGUCAACGUUUGCCAACUCUGGUAUACUUGGCACGUGAAAAGAGGCCCCACUACCACCAUAAUUUCAAAGCAGGAGCCAUGAAUGCCCUGAUAAGGGUGUCAUCGCGGAUAAGCAAUGGUCCGAUAAUUCUUAAUGUGGACUGCGACAUGUACUCAAACAAUUCAGUCGCAGCGAGAGACGCUUUGUGCUUUUUUAUGGAUGAAGAAAAAGGUCGUGAAAUUGCCUUCGUACAAUUUCCGCAGACCUUCGAGAACCUCACAAAGAAUGAUCUUUACAGUAGUUCCUUGAACAUAAUAAACGAGGUGGAUUUUCUAGGAUUUGAUGGGAAUGGAGGGCCUUGCUAUAUUGGUAGCGGGUGCUUUCACAGAAGAGACACUCUUUGUGGGCACAAGUACAGCAAGGAAUAUAAGGCAGAUUGGAAGAGAUGGAAUAUUGAUAGAAAGGUAGAAGAGAGUGCGAGUGUUAUAGAAGAAACAUGCAAGGAGCUUGCAAGUUGCACCUAUGAAAAAAACACUCAGUGGGGAAAGGAGAUGGGUUUGAAGUAUGGUUGUCCAGUGGAGGAUAUCCUGACAGGAUUAGCUAUACAUUGUCGAGGUUGGAAAUCCGUAUAUUUAAAUCCGGAAAGGAAGGCCUUUCUUGGAGUUGCUCCCACAACACUACUGCAGUCACUUGUACAGCAUAAAAGAUGGACUGAAGGUGAUUUUCAGGUCUUUGUGUCAAACUGUCCCUUUGUGUAUGGACAUAAAAAGAUGCCCCUUAAACUUCAACUUUCAUAUUCUCCCUAUUUGCUGUGGCCUGUAAACUGCUUGGGCACGUUGUACUAUGUUGCUGUGCCACCCCUAUGCCUGCUUAGGGGCAUCUCCUUAUUCCCAGAGAUAUCAAAUCCAUGGGUCCUUCCAUUUCUAUUUGUCAUCUUUGUCCACCGUGCAUAUAGUCUUGGAGAAUUUGUUUGGUGUGGGGGCACAUUCGGAGGGUGGUGGAAUGAUCAAAGGAUGUGGCUGUAUAAAAGAAUUAGUUCCUAUUUCUUUGCCUUCUUAGACAACAUCCUAAAACCACUGGGAUUUACAGAGUCGGCCUUUGUCAUCACAGCAAAGGUGGCUGAAGAUGAUGUUUCACAGAGAUACGAGGAAGAGGUCAUGGAGUUCGGUGCUUCUUCUCCAAUGUUUACCAUUAUAGCAACACUUGCAUUGCUAAAUGCGUUCUGUUUCGUUGGAGGAAUGAAGAGGGUGAUUAUGCAGAAGGAUGUGCAAGCUUUGCUUUCAGACCCACUUGCAUUGCAGAUUCUUCUGUGUGGCAUACUGGUAUUGAUCAAUCUGCCUGUUUACCAAGGUCUCUUCCUCAGAAAAGACAAUGGUCGCAUGCCGACCUCAUUAACACUACGGUCAGUUAUGUUUGCACUGUUGGCUUGUGCAUUGGCCCUCUAUUAAAUGACUUGUCGGUCCCAAGUAAACUCUAGAAUACUUCGAAUUAAUGAACCAUUUCUAGUUACCAAGA
Molecule: messenger RNA, 2321 nt
Organism: Corylus avellana
Lineage: Eukaryota; Viridiplantae; Streptophyta; Magnoliopsida; Fagales; Betulaceae
Product: cellulose synthase-like protein E6
Biological process (GO): cellulose biosynthetic process
Cellular component (GO): membrane
Molecular function (GO): cellulose synthase (UDP-forming) activity
Source: RefSeq, a predicted model, not a curated record